ACAUUGGCUGUCACACUGCUCGGGACUACUCAUAAAUGCAUUUUAACCUCAGAGAUCGCAUUACAUGCUCUUAAACUGAUACCAACCGUAGAGCGACAGCAGUUACAAGGCUAUUUCUGGAACGUCAUACGCCAGUCUGUAACGGAAGGCGCACUCGGACUGUUCUGUUCCAACCAGUGGUUUUACAUAAAGAAACGAUCUACCAGUCGAAGCAUGGACCGUGUGAUCCUGUACGAAGAUUGUGAAGAUAUCAGAGACAUCAUCAACAAGAUUAAUACACAAGAAAGGAAAAAGGAUAAACAAUUUGGUGCUGCCUUCUAUGCCAUUGACCUAGGUGAUGUAAUGCUGAAAAUGGACAGAUGGCUCAAGCACCUGCCAAGGGUGGAACCACACUUUGCUGUCAAGAGUAACAGCAACCCUCAGAUCCUCUCUCUCUUAGCUGACCUCGGUGCCUCAUUCGACUGUGCCAGCAGGGGUGAAAUCGGGACUAUUCUUGAUAUGGGACUGGGACCAACCCGGAUUGUGUACUCCCACAGCGUCAAACAUCCCACUGACAUCAGAUAUGCACAAGCGAGGGGCGUCGAUUUGAUUGCAUUUGAUAACGAGGAGGAACUGGUCAAAAUGAAGUCGCUGCAUCCUAACGCCAGAUUACUGCUGAGAAUCCAGAGUUCGGACAAAUAUGAAGUGGAACACCACCUGAGCGUCCAGUAUGGAUGCGAACAGAAUGAAGUCCGGUAUCUUCUUGGGAAAGCCAAGAACAUGCGACUGAAUGUGGUGGGAGUCAGUUUCCAUGUUGGAAGUGGCAUAGUGGAUGGCAGAGUCUUCAUUGAUGCUCUACAGAGAACCGACAGGGUGUUCAAAAUAGCCUCUGAACUCAACAUGUCUCUGAGUGUGGUGGAUAUUGGAGGAGGGUUUUAUGGGCACAAGACACCACCGGCGGAAUUUGAAGAGGUUGCAAGACACCUCAACGACGCCCUUGAUGAAUACUUUCCUGAUGAGAGAGGAGUUAGGAUCAUUGCAGAGCCUGGCCGCUUCUUUGUGACUUCGUGUGCGACCUUGGUCAUAACAGUUAUAGGAAAGAGGAUCAGGCGUGGUAGGAAAGAAGGUGAAGACGAGUACCUAUACUUUGUGAACGACAGCAUCUUUGGGACCUUCAACCAUACCUUCAAAAGAUGCAGCAGGGCCGAAUUACCAUCACUGCUAAAGGACCCGCGCAGCGAGGAGACUUUCAAGUCCAGUGUCUGGGGACAGACCUGUGCUGGUGACGACUCUCUCUUCGAGGAGUGUUACUUACCAGAGCUUGAAAUUGGAGACACAUUGUUUGUGGAGAAUGUGGGCGCUUACCCAAUGUCGAUAAACAAAGACGGAUCUUUUAAUGGAAUGCCACAACCGAUACCAAUCUAUGUCUGCAAGAAAGAAGCAUGGAAAUCCCAUGUCAACAUGGUACAGAGAGCAUCUCCCGCGAACAAAUGCGUGCCAGGGAACAUCACUGAAGAGAACAUCUUUUGAAGUGGACGAAGGAACAUUCGGGGAUAUACACCCAUCAUGUUAACUCUAGUUAUAGUUGUGUCUGUUGUUUUAAAGCCGCAUUCAGCAAUUUUACAGCUUUGUGACCGUCCUCUGUACAAAAUAAAGUAUUGGCCAGACAAAA
This is a messenger RNA of Haliotis rufescens (red abalone), 1651 nucleotides long. RefSeq names its product ornithine decarboxylase-like. Gene Ontology annotation, molecular function: ornithine decarboxylase activity. Lineage: Eukaryota; Metazoa; Mollusca; Gastropoda; Lepetellida; Haliotidae. The transcript is spliced from 11 exons. The record is from RefSeq and is a predicted model, not a curated record. Gene Ontology annotation, cellular component: cytoplasm. Bases 214 to 1509 code for a protein of 431 amino acids.